Molecule: messenger RNA, 2055 nt
Organism: Cryptomeria japonica (Japanese cedar)
Lineage: Eukaryota; Viridiplantae; Streptophyta; Pinopsida; Cupressales; Cupressaceae
Product: pectinesterase
Biological process (GO): cell wall modification
Molecular function (GO): pectinesterase activity; pectinesterase inhibitor activity
Source: RefSeq, a predicted model, not a curated record
AUUUGAUCACUCCUCGUUUGAAACGAAGUUAUCGAUAACUUGAUGUUCGCCAAAAACUAAAAGCGGUAGUUAAUAAUCUUGAUCUUGAAUGUUUGCACAAUUCCCCAUAUAAAUAAGUGUGCAGUCCCUUCAAACGACUCACAAUGCUAUUUUAUAUGAUCAAACUGCAACAAAUUGUACUCUGGCGAACUGUAAUCUUGAAUAAUAUUAUAUUGUAAUCUUGAAUAUUGUGUUUCAGAAUGGAAGCAAAUCAGCGAAAAAGAAUUGUACUGCUGCUGCUACCGGGCGCAUUACUGGUCUCUGCGACGUGGUUGGGAACAGUGAUUUUGAAGAGGAGUUGGUCCGGUAAUGGUGAUCUGGUGGAUUGGGUGUGUAACAAGACUUUACAUCCCAAGGAGUGCGUUUCCACCCUGGCUGCUGUGGAAGGAGCAAAUCCAAAAGACUUUGCUCAUAUCACUGUGAAGGAGAGCCUGUAUCGACUUCAAAAAGCCUACCGCACCAGUUUGGAAGCCGCCCCUCAAGAAAAUGCAGAGUCUCCAGAACUCAUGGCUUCCGAAGAUUGUGAUUAUCUGUUCGAAGAAGCUUUGGAUCAUAUCAACCGCUCGCUGGCAGAAAUGGGGGGCUUGGACGUGAAUCCCUCCAAGGCCCAGGUCAACAACGUCAAGACAUGGCUAAGCGCGGCUCUCACAGACGUCGAGACAUGUCUGGACAGCUUCAGAGAGACGAGAGGGACGGUGAGGGAGGAUUUGGAGGAAAAUUACCAGAAAUUCACAAAAUCUCUAAGCAAUGCCCUGGCCACCAUCCAGAUCUUCUUUCCAGACAACGACAGGCUCCGUAUCCCGAUUCCUCUGUUAAAUAGGCCUUACCGAGGGAUUCCUAUUCCUUGGUGGCUCUACGGGAGCGACCGCAGGCUGUUCCAAGUGCCAUUGCAGGUGAAUGCAACUGUUGCUCAGGACGGCAGUGGGCAGUACCGGACCAUCGGAGAGGCAAUCAUGAACGCACCGUCUUAUAGCAGCGAGCGCUAUGUCAUCUAUGUCAAAGCUGGCAUAUAUGAUGAAAAUGUGCUUCUGUAAAAUAAGACUAAUGUGAUGUUGCUUGGCGAUGGGCGUGGGAAGACCGUUGUUGCAUCUCGCAGAAAUGUCAAGGACGGCUCCACCACUUACCGCUCUGCAACUUUAGCUACAUCAGGUAAAGGAUUCAUUGCCCGAGAUAUGACAUUCGCCAAUAUUGCAGGGCCGGACAAGCAGCAAGCCGUAGCUCUCCGUGUAGGGGCUGAUAUGUCAGCCUUUUACCGCUGUGACUUCAUCGGCUUCCAAGACACCUUAUACGUUCACUCCCUCCGCCAGUUCUACAGAGAGUGCGAUAUCUAUGGCACUGUAGACAUCAUCUUGGGCAACGCAGCUGCAGUUUUUCAGAAUUGCAAUAUCAUUGUGAGAACACCCAUGCCCAAUCAGACCAACACCAUCACUGCUCAGGGCAGAAGUGAUCCCUUCCAGAACACCGGAAUUUCAAUUCAAAACUGCACCAUUGUGGCCUCCAGAGAUCUUGCUCCAGUGAAAUCCUCCUUCCCCACUUAUCUGGGAAGGCCAUGGAAGUUGUUCUCACGGACUGUUAUCAUGGAGAGCUUUCUAGGCGAUGUAAUCCACCCCGCCGGCUGGCUGCAGUGGUCAGGGGAUUAUGGACUAGAAGGCGUGUAUUUUAGAGAAUAUAUGAAUUCUGGACCUGGCUCAAAAGUGGACGGUCGAGUAGGAAGGAGAGUUAUCAGAACAGCAAAGCAGGCUGAUUCUUUCACAGUUGAUAGCUUCAUAUCCCGAUCUGAUUGGUUGCCCUCUACUACAAUUCCUUUUGAUAAAAACUUGACCAUUCUGUAAAGGGUGCUAAUUCUCCAUGCCCUGCACUCUUAUUCUUUCUUCCCCAACCUUUACCUCAUUCCUUGUGUUGCUCUCAAAUUAAUAUAUAAGUUGUAGAUUUGUAAAAGCAGUUCCAUUUUAUCCUUCAGCUUGUUUUCAUGAUGUUUUCAAAAUUUUAUAUAAUGUGAUUGAUUUGUUAUUGCCA